AUGCUAAUGGUUGCUCGCACUGCUCGGCCGCGUGAAAAGGCCGCCGGCUCCGCUACACUGCGAUCACCGCUCUAUCUGUUCGGGAAUGCCGGUGACUGUGGUGAAAGUGAUAAGGAGAGCGAUAGUGCAACACCACCACUGUCGCGGUCGGCUUCAUCACCCAAGCCGCUCGUGCCCUAUGCGUCCAGCGAUGCCCUGCCGCCAAACCCAUGGCGGCAACGAACAACAGUGGAUGACUUGGAGAGGGCUCAGCGCAGAGACCCCCGCGGUGUCGCACAGUUCAGGCCUGUCCUGCAAGCCGCCAGAGAGACCUUAGACAGCCCAUUGAGUGAACCAAAGCCGCUGCUGGAGCCGUACCUCUACGCGCAGGACCUGGCGCGAGUUGCGACGGUGGAUGCAUGGCAAUUGCGCCGCAGCCGAUACUUGCAACGACUUCGAAACGGUGCCGCCACCCCGCGGGAGGUGCACGUGGGUGACGGGGGCCCCCGAUGCCACUCACGCUACCUUGACACGGGGAUCUCUGCCUUGCCGCGACUCAACAGCAGUGAUGACGACCCCUCUAACGAGCGCCAUAGUCUGAACACAGCUGACAAGAACGGCCUCGACAGCCACCUCGCCCGCUCAUCCUCCACAACGCCGAUACCGCUGCCGCUUCUCACGCCAUUCGCGCCGGUGGAGUCACCCGAGAUCACGAAGGAGUCCACCGUCAGCCGAACUGACGCCGGCGCAUCCGCGUGGCGAAUGAGGAGCGGUGCUCACGACGCGUCUCCGCUGCUGAGCGGAGCAAACCCAAAUGUGCUGGCGGUGCGCUGCCUCUUUCAGGCCGCCCGCAUGGAAGCUGCCGCGGCGGCGCGGUCGAUCCCAGAGUCUGCUGAUGAGAUUGCGUCCUCUCUCUCCGCGCAAAGCACGAGCAAGAGUCACCGGUGGCAACCGCGCGCGUCCCUGACCCACAAGCCAACCGGGACACUCCUCAAGAGCGGCGCCGACGCCAUGCCCCCUGACCGUGGGGGUGCUGGCGGUCCGAAAGUCGACCCCGACACUUUCUCAAAGGCUUCCGCUGCUUCCGGUGCUACCAGCGCCGCACCUCUGGGGUUGCUGGGCAACUUGUUCAUUGACGACGCCACACUCGCGCUCUUUGGCUGUAGGGACACAGAUCGUGACGAGGAGGAGCUCGUGAACACCUCCAAUUCUACGGUGACGCUACCGUCAGACCACGGCCUGGCCGACAUCCUGCGCGAUCGAGUGCACCAAAGGACCGUCACCUUUACUCUCUCUUCAAGCCACACGCUGGAUGAGCCUCCGAUGACGACGAAGACACACGCAAUUCUGGGAAAAGCUCGACUGGCCACCAACACAUCCACGCAGGCCCUUCUCAUUAGAGCAGCAAGCCCGGAGAAACUCCCACGAGCUGCAGCCGGCGGCGAGGCAUUUCCGGCACAGCCGACGUCUGCCACAUCUCGGAAUCUUGUGCAAGCGAUGCGGCGGCUUCUCUAUGCGGAGGAGUACGAGCGCGGUCUGCUGUGCCAGCUCGCCCAGCAGUCCUCUCCGACGCGUUGGUACUCGACGUUGCUGCCGAACGGCAAAGACGGCAUUCGCUUCCGCCUCCUCAUUCCACCGACCAUGACCGAUGACGUAGCUGUGCAUGAGCGCCUCUACAGUGCCAUACGACAUGCUGCGCAGGCGAUUGCGCAACCUCGUCGCGACGCGACUGCGGCAGAGGAAGCCCGCCGCCACGCACCGCUGCCCGUGCUCAACAAGAGGAGCGUCAGCCAGUCCUUCUGUGCCGCUGACGACGCCCAGCUCACGGUGGAGAGGGCCGGCGCUGAGAAGACGCUUCUAUUGAAAAGAUGGACCAGCCUCCACGAAAACCUCUCCGCCCAGCUCCGCCUCUUCGGUGAAGAGGCGGCGCAGCGUCGUAGGCUGCUAGGUGAGUUCCUUUCGUGCACGCACCCUUUCCCGUGCAUGUGUCUCACCUGCGACCUGGAGGUGCUCGCCAUGUCAGCCGUGCCGCUGGAGCCUACAGUAAAACCCGCCUGCUGGUACGCCUCGGUCGUGCUCAGUCGCCACAAGGACGUGUUGCAGAAGGAGCUGCUGGCACGUUACCACGCAGAGCGUCAUCGUCUCUACGACCUCUUCAAGGUAGAGUUCAGCGCUCUAUACACCUACAAGAAACUUGUGUCGCAUGAGGCACGUCGGUUUAGGCAAAUGAUACGGUAUCAUGAGUUUUGCCUCCGUGUGGCAGAGUCGCGCGAAGGCGACCGGCAGCAGCCACGCAGCGAAGACGUGCCACCGGCCGAUUUUGCGACGCCAAGACCCUCUUCUUCUGGCUUCACAGCACUCACCCCCAUGCAGACGGCGCUGCUUGAGGUCGUUGACGAGUCUGAAGCAGCGCUUCCGAUGCGUGCACGCUUGCUCCACCACGGUGGCUCGUGCAUGUGGCGGUUGCGGCAGCGUCGACUGCGCUGCUGCGCCGCCUUCGACUCCCCCUUCUUCUCGUAUCUGCUGUACACAGACGUCCUGACGACCGUCGCCGCAGAGGAGGAGGUGCGCACCAUGCGGAUGGUGUCCGAGACGGUCGAGCGCGCGGCGCUAAAGGCAUCUAUGAUAGCCGAGGAGGCGUUUGCCCACUUCAGCGAGAGUGAGCGGCGAGCCCGCGUGCAGGUAAGCGCGGAGCGGGAUGAAGCGUACGACGCGUUGUGCGCUGGGCCUCUCGCCGACCUGCAGGCGGCCUACGCAGCAGAGCUGCAGAAGGCACAGGUCGCGGCAUAUGCCAAGUCGUGCGAGGAGGCCCGGCAGAGCUUCGUGGCCGCUGCAGUAGCGGAGAAGAUGGCAGCCGAGGAGGGGGAAAUGAACUGGUAUCGCCAGUUUGUGUUCGAAAUGCGGCAGCGUUCCUUGGCCCUGUUGGUUGCCGGCCGCUCUGCCGCGCAGUCGACGGCGGCGUCGCGAGAGUGGUUAGGCCGUCAGCAGCACAUGUCACUGCUUAACAACGAGCAACGAUUGCGCGACCGCAUUGUGCUCGUGGAAGAGACGGAUGUGCGUGUGCGGAUUACGGCGGCUGCUGAAGCGUCUUUGAGGCACGCACGCAAGCGCGAAGCUCUUCGAUUGAGCGAGGAGGCGGCGACCACGCGAGAGGCUGCCCAGCGCGCGGUGGAGGCGGUUCAGCGCGCGUGCGAUCUGGCGGAGGCGGCCGUACGCGCCCAGCUGCAGCGGGAGGAGCGUGCGGCGGAUCCGAGCAAGCGCCCGAGUGUCCACAUGCGGGCCGACACCGUGAACUCCUUUUUCAGGAUGACAGCAGAGCUUGAGGAGGACUUUGAUGUGUUCUUGUCAAAUCUCAGCAGUGACACGUGA
Messenger RNA from Leishmania mexicana MHOM/GT/2001/U1103, 3348 nucleotides. RefSeq lists its product as hypothetical. Bases 1 to 3348 code for a protein of 1115 amino acids. The record is from RefSeq and is a predicted model, not a curated record. Lineage: Eukaryota; Euglenozoa; Kinetoplastea; Trypanosomatida; Trypanosomatidae. The transcript has a single exon.